AACAUUGGUGGGUGUGGCUUAUCUGCCACCUCAAAUCACCUGUGGCAUGCAAACGUUCUCAUUUAGUAUCUGCACCUGUGAAGACAUUGAGAGGCAAUCCUACUCUAUGGUUUAAUUUCAACACCCCACCAACAGAACCAGGAUAUAAUGUUUGCACAAGAAAAGGCCAAUUUAAUAUUUACGCAUUCCUGACGCCGUACACAACCAGCAUGGAAAGACACCGGGGACUUCUGAGGAUUUAUCAAGAAAGAAUGGGAACUGCAUGGGGAGAAAUUCUAGAUAACUGAGAGAAGUUUGCUACAACCAUCAGAGCAACUGAACCUCUAAUCUGAAGUCCAUGGCACGCUCCAGGUGUAAUGGAAAGGUCCUAUGUCUGUGUCUCUUGCCUUGUGUGAUGGUAAGUCACAUGUUGAUCUACAUCAUGGUGUCCAUAUUUGUAGCCGUAUCCUACUCCCCUCCUCAACCGCAGCUGCCCCUCCAUUUCAUUGCCACCGGUGCCUCUGCAAACUCGGGAGCUUUAGCAUCCCAUCCAGUUCGGCCCUUCUGGAAUCUCAGAUUAGAGGACGGGGCACUGUGGAACCGCCUCCAGCACAUUUGGGACAGAGAACACAACCCCAUAUUGAGAGGUAACUGCACAAGGUACAAAGGUCCAAGCCUUGAUGCAAUGCAACCCCAAGAGAUGGAAAAAACUGUUGCUUGUGAACAAAACGAGACAUGGGCGUCUCACCUGCCCGAUUUUAACACCCUUCCUCAACAAAUGAAGGAUUUCGUCCUGUCCAUGCACUGUAGGCGUUACGAUAUCCUCGUGGACCAACCCAACCUGUGUUUCAGGCAGGACUCUGAAACGCUGUUCCUCCUGAUGGCGAUUAAGUCACAAGUUGGAAACUUUGAGAACAGACAGGCCAUCCGAGAGACAUGGGGAAGGAGCGGCUGGAUCCAAGGGGACGGCAGAGGAAGAGGUUGGUUCAUUCGCACUGUCUUCUUGCUUGCGAGGCAGGACACAGAGACAGGGCCUCAUCCGGACCUGAGUGCCCUAUUGGAGUUGGAGAGCAGCACCCAUAAGGACAUCCUGCAGUGGGAUUUCAAAGACACUUUCUUCAACCUCACCCUGAAGGAUGUCCUCUUCUGGGACUGGUUUUCACAACACUGUCCACAUGUCCACUUUAUUUUCAAGGGAGAUGAUGAUGUGUUCGUUAGGACUAAGGCUCUGCUGGACUACUUAGACCAUGUUGGAGUACAAAAAACAUUUCGAAAUAAAAUGAAAGGAUGGGACGAUUUCAUUGUAGGGGAUGUUAUUGCCAAUGCCUGGCCCAAUCGGCAGCCUCAUACUAAAUAUUACAUACCCGAAACCUUCUAUAAGGGAUCGUAUCCUGCGUAUGGAGGAGGUGGAGGGGUGGUUUACUCUGGUGCUUUGGCCAUGCAUCUGCAGCAGGUCUCACGUUGGGUCACCUUGUUUCCCAUUGACGAUGUUUACUUGGGAAUGUGCCUUCACAGGCUCGGCGUAUCUCCCACUCAUCAUUCGGGUUUCCUCACUUUCGACCUUCCAGAGGAUCUGCGGGAAAAGCCGUGUGCGUAUCAUAAUGUUCUCCUAGUGCAUAAACGCACCCCAAAAGAAAUGUUAACUCUGUGGAAAGAGCUGCUGGUUCCUCCACAGGAGUGCUAGUGUAAAGCAGGGCAGCUUGUUCAUAAAUUCAAAUGAAGGUAAAUGCAGCGGGGAUCCAGACUUUAAUGUUUUUUUAGUUAUCACUAAGGUAUUUUCAUGCCAAUUGGGUGUGUUAAUUUGCAUGAAAGGCCCUUGUUUUUCUCUUAUGUUGGGCUGUGUGUGCAGUGGUCACUAUGAGAAUAUUAAAUUAGUAUGGCAAGACAGCUGACAAGCUAAAAAUGGGAUUGGAAGUCACAAUGGUUGACUUCACAAGAGAGGGUUAUAAUGGCUCUUGUUUUAUGGGAAAAAGAAUUAAUAUGAUGGACAAUUAAGGAGUCUCUUAUUAUUUUUUUUUUAUGAAGAUUAGAGGUUUAUGGCCCAUAAUGGAGCAAAUCAAAAACAGUCAUGAACAUAUUUCCGCUUUGUAUUUAAUGUUAAAAAAAAGCUUUACUAUUUUACUUGGAAUGUUUUUUUUUAGAAUGUUUUUUGACAAUAUUUUUACACUCGGAAUCUAUUUUUUUUUUGCUCUGUGUCAGGUUUAUAUAAUAUGUGUCAUUUUCCUGUGUUUUGCAAGAAUUGCCAAUGUGGAAAUGGAGUAUCUGGACUCCAUUUUGGAGGCUAAACAAUCUGGAUGCCUGAACACCCUACAGACAUCGUCAUCUGGUUUAAGCCUUUUGGGCCUAAUUAUUAGCCUGGUGUUGUUGGAGGCAUAGUGAAUUACAACAACAAAACAUAAUAAUGGGAAAUAAUGAUUGAUAAUAAUGAACAAUGGUUUGCUUGAAUGACAAUAAUGAAAUAUGAUUUGUUCGUUUGGUCGUAGAAUUUAAGCCUACUUUAAUAAUAUAUUAUACUUUAAAUGUUUGUACAUUGUAAUUGAAUGGUUAAGAGCAUCUCAGAAUUUUAUUAUGUUUGUUUCACUUAUUAUUUUUAUAGUCUCUGUUUUCAUUUGUCUUGAAUGGCUCACUGUCAAUGUAUGUUUAUUAUGUGGAAAUUGCCCUCUUCAUGUUUGUUUGAUCAGAAAGUCACCCUCCUCAUCCAAAUGUUUGUUAGUAAUCAUGCCAAAAGAAACUUGUAUAUUCUUACACAAGUAAAGACAGAUAUUGAAGUAAAA
Messenger RNA from Pimephales promelas (fathead minnow), 2753 nucleotides. RefSeq names its product N-acetyllactosaminide beta-1,3-N-acetylglucosaminyltransferase 2. Gene Ontology annotation, molecular function: UDP-glycosyltransferase activity; hexosyltransferase activity. Gene Ontology annotation, cellular component: Golgi membrane. Gene Ontology annotation, biological process: protein O-linked glycosylation; poly-N-acetyllactosamine biosynthetic process. The record is from RefSeq and is a predicted model, not a curated record. Lineage: Eukaryota; Metazoa; Chordata; Actinopteri; Cypriniformes; Leuciscidae.